Messenger RNA from Glarea lozoyensis ATCC 20868, 603 nucleotides. RefSeq lists its product as uncharacterized. The record is from RefSeq and is a predicted model, not a curated record. The transcript has 2 exons. The coding region runs from base 1 to 603 and encodes 200 amino acids. NCBI's taxonomy places the organism in Eukaryota, Fungi, Ascomycota, Leotiomycetes, Helotiales, Helotiaceae.
AUGUCACCUCAACUACGAAUAAAGAAUAGACGGAACCUCUAUUUAGAUCGAAACCCAUCGUAUCUUACGUCACCUGAUCUUGAACUUUUAGCAAAUUCAGAUCCACUACUAUACGACAGAUGUAUCAGGAGGUUUCAAACCCCUGCAGAGCGAGAAGCUGACGGUCGGUCGAAAGGUUACUCCGGUGUGCUCGAAGCGGAUUUGUAUCGCUCGGAAGCCAAACUUGCUGCUAUUCAGAAAACUGCAUCAGAUCAAGAAUCCCAAGUUCGGAAACCAGAGGAAUCAUCAUCAUCAUCAAAUUCUUCAGUGCCCUAUGUCUAUUAUAGUACAGGUAAAGAUGGUAAAGUCAUGCCUGAGCAGGAGGACGAAGUGCCGAAAGAUAAAGAGGAAGGCCUUGAUCGGUGGAAAUUUGAGAUGACUAUGAGAUUCUUGAAGGGUGAAGAUCCCGAUUUUGAUUACAAAACCGUGGAUGAAAAUGAGGAAUUGGACGUGAUAGAGAGAGCGGAAGAAGAAGAGAGGUGGUUUGAAGACGAGGAGCCGAGUUGGGUAGAUGAGAACACUGCAGAGGGGACAGGCGGGGAAACUGGUAUACUUGAUUACUAG